Musa acuminata subsp. malaccensis (wild Malaysian banana) is the source of this 936-nucleotide messenger RNA. RefSeq lists its product as uncharacterized. NCBI's taxonomy places the organism in Eukaryota, Viridiplantae, Streptophyta, Magnoliopsida, Zingiberales, Musaceae. The record is from RefSeq and is a predicted model, not a curated record. Gene Ontology annotation, cellular component: histone acetyltransferase complex.
GUUGUUCCGCGAUGAAAGGCUUCUAUGCGGUCACCCGCGGAUACCGCGUACCGGUGGUAUGAUUACGUGUGCUCAUCGCUCGCAGGUCGUUCGGGAGGCCCUCUUGUGAUGGAUCAUCAAGCGUUUCCGAAUUUUGAAGACACAUCUCGGAGGAACGAGGAAUAGGGAAAAGGAAACCAUAAGAACUACGGCUCCGAGACCAGUCCCUGAAAUUUACCUUCGGAUUUGGGGAAAGUUCGGAAUUCGUACCGUGAAACACUACUAAAAUUGUCAGAGUAGAAAGAGGAAACCCGAUCGAAUCGCCUUCCGCCAAAAAUUCACGAGUCGUCGUUCUUUGGUUCUGCGAAUUCUUUGUUUGAUAUCCCGUCUUGUUCGAGUCCACGACCCUCCCGAUCCUGAUCUUAUUGUGGCGCGGGAUUCAAAAAUGGGUUUACUGGGGCAAAGGGCGGUCUCCAAUCCCUCGGCCGUGCUUUCAGCGCUGGUAAGCAAGAGGGACAAUCUCCAGGACGAGCUCCGGGUCAUCGAGAGACAAAUCUAUGACCUAGAAACUACAUAUUUACAAGACUCAAAUCAGAAUGGAAGUGUGCUGAAAGGUUUUGAAGGUUUCUUGUCAUCAUCAAAGAGUACUUCUAACCUGAAGCGUUCCAGAAGGUUUCAGCCUGAAGACAGGCUAUUCUCCUUGUCAUCAAUUACCUCCCCAGUGGUUGAAGAACAUGUUGCUGGUCGGGACGAGGGAAGGUCUGAAUAUGGUCCAGGUCGAUCACGGGGUGGAGGAACUCCUGCAAAUGGACAAGGAAAGCCAAAGAAGGGGGGAAGAAUCGCUUUGAGAGAGGGGAAAAGGCUACGACCAUCAAUUGAACAGGAAUUGGAUGAUGAAGAAGACCUUGAUAUAGUCUGAGAUGGUUGUUAUGCUUGGUAAUAUAUAUAUAUAUAUAU